Messenger RNA from Anopheles marshallii, 2148 nucleotides. RefSeq names its product conserved oligomeric Golgi complex subunit 2 (gene Cog2). Gene Ontology annotation, biological process: intra-Golgi vesicle-mediated transport; protein transport; Golgi organization. Bases 1 to 2148 code for a protein of 715 amino acids. Lineage: Eukaryota; Metazoa; Arthropoda; Insecta; Diptera; Culicidae. The record is from RefSeq and is a predicted model, not a curated record. The transcript is spliced from 3 exons. Gene Ontology annotation, cellular component: COG complex; membrane.
AUGGAGGAAAAGCCCACGCCACCGGUCAACAGCGGUGGCGAGCUGUUCAGCUUACCGGCUGGUCCGGCAACGUUGUGCUUCGACAAGAACGAAUUCAUGAAGAAAACAUUUUCCGUCGAUGAAUUCCUGCACGAGAACCGAAAUGCCGGCAGUUUGGAAAUCAUCCGCGAUGAUCUGGGGCUCUAUCUGAAGGUGCUUCGUUCAGCGAUGAUCGAACUGAUCAACCAGGAUUAUGCCGAUUUUGUCGAUCUAUCUGCGAACCUCAUUGGGUUGGAUCAGCAAAUCGAUGCCAUCGAGGGACCGCUGAAGAAGUUGCGCGACGAAGUAGACCAGGUGAAGGGCGCACUCGAAGGAAGCAUGAGCGAAAUUUCCAGCUGUCUCGAGCAGAAAAAGCUCCUUCGUUCCUACAAGAAAUCGCUCCAGAGUUUGGGCAGAGCGCAAGCAUCGCUGAAAAAGCUGGAAGACAUGCUACUGAGCGAAAGAAAGGAUUCUUUCGAUGCAACUUUGCUCGAGCGUGCCGCACUGGAAUCGAUUCAGCUGCAAUUUAAUAGCAAAUUCUGCCAUAGCUUUCUGGACGAUGGCAAGCGCCAACUCGCGCAAGAUCUCUGGGGUGAGCUGUUGGGUCGGUUGAAGAGUUACUUGCUGCGUGCCCUGGAAGAACCGGAACCGAAGGAGCUUGAACGCUGUCUACGCAUCUAUUGCACGCUGGACGAAUGCCGUACGGCAGAGGAAGUAUUUCGAGGUGAAAUUGUGGCCCCCUUCAUGAACCGUGUCAUCUCGGAGACUAGCCUGCAGAAUUCACCCCAAGGGCUGACCGGCAUUUACAAUCAGAUUUUGGACUUUGUCUCGAUGCACAUGAAACAGCUCUGUCAGCUGACGAAGCGCAACGGAAAGGUGAAAGGAUACAACUUUAUUGUGAACAGCUUUUGGGCCGAAGUUGAGCGACGGAUGGAGACGAACAUGUCGUCCAUCUUUGCGCCCGGCAAUCCGGAUGCCUUCUAUCAGAAGUACAAGUGUACGCUUGAGUUUCUGGAGCGCAUCGAGCUGAUCAUCGACGAUGCGGACGAUGUGGCCCAGUUCAAGGCACACGCACAGUAUCGUAGCUUUCAACUGCGCUGGAAUCUGCCCGUUUACUUCCAGAUACGGUUUCAGGAGAUCGGCGCUGGCCUCGAGGCGAGUUGCAGUGAGUCGGCAUCAUCGCGUCAGCUGGUCUCCAGUAUUUCCGCAUCACAGUUUAACGUAGCGCAAUUCUCCGCUGCUCUGACGGCCAUAUCGAGAUGCUGGCAGGAUGGUGUAUAUUUGCCCCAGUUGUUCCACCGGUUCCUUAAGCUCACGCUACAGAUUCUGGCACGGUUGAGCGUGUGGUGUGCAGAAGUAUUCCGCCCUGCCCAAAACCAAGAGGACGCGGUUUCUGAAGAGGGUACGGAACGUAUUCGCUUUCUGGUAGCGCUGUAUUCGGACAUACGAAACAUCGAAUUAAAAAUCCCUUCAAUCGUCAACCUCGCCGUGGAAAAGAGUCCACCCGGAGCGUCCCGGGAUGAGCUUGAAACAAUAAUCGGCGAAAGUGGAACCAUCUUUGGCGAAAGGCGCUUGCAACUACAGCAUUUGAUUGUGAAGGAACUGAUCACCGCCAGCAUACCGCAACUUCGUCAAGUGAGCGACAUACCGAGAUUGUACCGGAAAACGAAUCGUGACGUGCCUAGCCGUUGCUGCGCAUACGUCGAACAAGUCCUCGCACCGACCGAUACGUUUCGAAAGAAUUACGAUUCCAUGAUCGGGGGUGAUGCGAUGCGCGACUUUCUGACCGGUGUCUACAACCACGUGACAGUGCAAUACUACCAAAUGAUCGACGAAGUGUUGACAUCGGUUCAAAAGACGGAGGAAUCGUUGAGGCGGUUGAAGAAUCUUCGAGAUCGCUCGGGAACGGUUGCGUCGUCUGCGGCCACCACGAACAAUGCCGAUCGCAUUCAGGCACCGUCGGAUGAUGAUAAAAUUCGGCUUCAACUACAGGCGGACGUCAUGCAUUAUGUGCGAUUUGUUGAGCAGCAGGCACACAUCGGCCGGCAAGACGUGACCCAGCUGCCACAACUGAUCCAGCUUGUGGAGGACGCUAGCAAAGGACGAUUCGGGAGUGAACAGACGCAGUAA